GGGGCGCAGAGGUAAGGGGGAAGGUGACCUGGAAACUCGGAAUGUCACAGACCUCUCGAGCAGUAUGACAGCCCUUCGGGUCUCAGGACGAUGAGUCUGCUGCACCCCCUUCUCUAAAGGAAACGAAUACCUCUAGAAGACCAAAGUAGGGUUCGAAAAACCAAUUGAGGACCACUGUCGGCAGACUUUUUAAGAAAUAGAGCUUUGUCUUUUGCUGUGUGGUGCUGCCUAGUUCUAUGUGCACAACAGGCGUCCAGUCAGUUUAUUUAAUUACUGAGAAUCGAUCACAGAGGAUUGUGAGCACGUCCAUGAUCGAGGGAAAAUUUCUGAAGCCGAUUUCUGAAGCCUGCCUUUUCAUAUGAAUUCUGUAUUGAAUUAGACGGUGUUUGGGAAGGAACUUGGACCUCAGUCAGGAUCUGGUGAUUUUGAAGAGAAGCCUGAACAGCCAAGAUGAAAACCCCUGCUUUCUUUACCUGAUGUGCGACCCUAAAGGAGGCGAAGAGAUGACUGCCGUUGGCAUUUUGAGUUCAGCAAGAAACAUGGAAGUUUACUUAGGCGAGGAGUACUGUGGAACCAGUAGGGGCAAGAAUGUGUGUACCGUCCUGGAUAACAGUGAACAGGAAAUUAUUUUCUACAGAAAAUAUUUAAAAUUGGCAUCUUCUACUCAUGCUUGUAAAAUAAAGUUGCUCUCCUUUGGUGAAAAGCAGUGUAUGUUCUUCAGUAAAGUUGUGGUUCACAUGAGACCGAUUUCAGCAAAUCCAUCAACAAGCUUCCCUGUUCCAGGAUCAAGGAUAGACCUAGACAGGGUUCAAACCAUAAUGGAGUCCAUGGGGUCAAAGUUAUCACCAGGCGCUCAGCAAUUGAUGGACAUGGUUAGAUUUCAGCAGCAGAAUUGUAUUCCCAUUGGAGAGCAGCUUCAGUCGGUUUUGGGAAGUACUGGAUACAAGCAUAUGAUUGCACUACAGUCAUCAUCUACUUCAGAAGUCUUAGACAAAUCAUCUUCCACACCUUUUCCUUUUAGAACUGGACUGACAUCUGGAAGCAUAACUGAAAACUUAAAAGCUUACAUUGAUAAAAGCACCCAGCCACCUGGUGAAGGAAAUACUACAAACCUUGAUGAAUGUAAAAUUGUGCCACAAAACCAUUCUCUUCUUGAAAAUGAUCUUAAGAAUGCGGUAUCCUCUUUCUUACCAAAGAAAGGAAGUGACAACUCAAAUAUACCUAACUCUGAGCUGCUGCCUUUUCUCCAAAACCUGUGCAGUCAAGUUAACCACCUUCGUGUAGGACAUAAUGCUGAGUGGCAGGAAAAUACUGCCAAGCCCAGAGAAGGCAUUGUUGGUGUUGGAAUGGAAGAGCAACCUGUUUGCUCCUACUUAGAAAAGAUUCUUUCUAAAAAUAUGGAACUUAUGGAAAAGAAACUCAUGGACUACAUUGAUCAGCAGAUAUAUAAACUCCAGGAACACAUAGAUGAUAAGGUUGCUUUAUUAAUGGACUUGCUACAAAAUCCCAACUCCCUAUCCACUGGGAUGCCUCUAAGACAUUAUGACUCUGGAGAAAGACUUUCAAAUGGAGAAAGAUAAGUGCUCAACAUAUACAACGUACUGCAGAUAUUUAUUACAUAUUUAUACAAAACCACAAUAUAAAAAAGUUUAUAAAAAGCAAGUAUUUAUUAAUAAUGUCCUUUUAAGGAUCAUCAUUUUACAUAAAGUGACCUCAGUCUUCAUUUUUAUUGCACUUGUUAUUGUGAAUAUAGUAUUGUACACUAAGAAUUAACUUGAUACAAAUUAUUUUUGCUAGCAGUAUUUUUCAUUCAGGAAAUUUAUACAUACUUCCGUGUUGUGUAUUUGAAGUGUUAAGGAUUUUUAUUGCAGUUCCUUACUUUAUGUUGUAUGUGUUUUAUUAAAGUACAGUUUUGUACAAAGACCUUAUUUCAUAGCUGUAGGGGUAUGAGAAGAACACUUAGAAUAUUGAUUUGACAUAUAUUUUUUAAAAAUGGAUUUUUUUUAGAAACCUGAGUGCUUAGACUUGGAACCUUUUAUUUUAGAUCACCAACUUAUAUUUUAUAGUUUAUUUUAGAACAAAAUUAGAUAAUGUUUGGCAUGUAUAAAAUUAGUUCACAUUCUGGAUAUUAAUUUUAUGUUCUGUUUCAUUAUAGCUGUAGAUAGGAAAGUGAAAAUUAGAACUGGUCUAUUCCUUGUUAAGAUUAUUACUUUGGAUUUAGUGUUUGAUUAAAUGGGGAAGUCAUCUUGUUUUAUCCCAACAAACUCAGAAAGUAUAAGGAAAUUUCUCAUGUAUUUGAGCUGAUACAAAUUGUCCUUUCCAAGCCCUUUUUUCUUUUCUUUUCUUCUUCUCUCUCUCUCUCUCUUUUUUUUUAAUAUUGAAAAACCAUUUAUUUCACUGGAAAGAAAAAAGCAAUCCAAUCCUAUAGGUCUACCUGUGGGCCAAAAAGAGCCUGUUUCCCAUUCAUAUUCUAUUCUCCAAGCCUUUCUUGAUAUGUUUAAGAUGUGAAAUGCUGAAAGUCCACAUUAAAGAAUUAAGGCAUGCAAAUCAAGGAGAUUGCAAUUCUUUCUGGCAGGUUUAAUUUUUAGAAGCUUUGUUAUAUAUGUGGUAAGUGUGAUGUAUUUGCAUCUAAGAGAUAAAGAGUAUCCACUUAGAAACUACUCAUCUGAAAUAAAUAGAAACAUUUUCUUUUCAUCUAAUAUUUGCUUAAGAUAUUUAU
Messenger RNA from Tupaia belangeri chinensis (Chinese tree shrew), 2719 nucleotides. RefSeq lists its product as uncharacterized. The transcript is spliced from 6 exons. The record is from RefSeq and is a predicted model, not a curated record. Lineage: Eukaryota; Metazoa; Chordata; Mammalia; Scandentia; Tupaiidae. Bases 477 to 1580 code for a protein of 367 amino acids.